AUGAAGUCGUUACUGCUACUUCUAUUAGCUCUCUGUCAAACUGUCUUUGGUACGAUAUGGGAACUCACGGACAAAAACUUUGAAAAAAAAGCUUUUGGGCAGCAAGGUAUGUACUCCUUCGUGUACAUCUACUCCCCUUAUUGCAAUUAUUGUAACGAGAUGACACCUCAAUUCGCUGCACUAGCUGAUUUAUACGACGACACCAAGUUGCAACUAUUCCAGAUUAAUGGGUAUGCCAACAAGAGGGUCUCAAAGAAAUACGAGGUAGUCGGGUUUCCUGUUUUGAAGAUUUUUUCAUCUGAUGGAACCGACAUGGGGUCUUAUACCGGUGUCAGAGGCACUCAGAACUUCAUUGAUUAUAUUCAUGAAGUUACAGGGGUUACUCCAAGCUUUCCAGACUCUUAUGUCAAACAGCCUACUUCAGAGGAGCUAGAAGAUAUCAUAAAAGACACUAAGAGGGAUAUUCUCGUUGCUUUUUCACAGCCUUGGCUUAGAGGCUGGGAGUUCCCUUACACAAACUUUUACGAAUCUCUGGCAAGAUAUUAUGCUGAAGAGCUUGAUGACUCUUUGACUACCUUCGUCAGAAUAGACGUCUCCGACGCCAAGAAUGCUGAGAUUGUUUCGAAGUUUCAAGUUUCAAAAACUCCUUCAGUUUUCCAUUUUGCCUCUUAUCGUGAAUAUUAUGAUCAAACACAUAAGCUUUUCAAAGAAGAUUUGGGCCCCGUGGAAAUUGUUCAAUUGCUAGAGGGUGCUGAGGACUUAGUUACUGAGAGCAUUAGGCUGUCAACAUUAUCAGACUCUCGCCACAAAGAUGUUGAGGAGUCUGGGGAAGCAGAUAAUUCCUUUGAAGAGUAUGCCCAACUAAGGGAAUUGUAG
Molecule: messenger RNA, 876 nt
Organism: Komagataella phaffii GS115
Lineage: Eukaryota; Fungi; Ascomycota; Pichiomycetes; Pichiales; Pichiaceae
Exons: 1
Coding region: 1-876 (291 amino acids)
Biological process (GO): protein folding
Cellular component (GO): endoplasmic reticulum
Molecular function (GO): protein disulfide isomerase activity
Source: RefSeq, a predicted model, not a curated record